Messenger RNA from Manihot esculenta (cassava), 1848 nucleotides. Its product is annotated as nudix hydrolase 16, mitochondrial. The transcript has 4 exons. The coding region runs from base 1215 to 1661 and encodes 148 amino acids. Gene Ontology annotation, molecular function: hydrolase activity. Gene Ontology annotation, cellular component: cytoplasm; nucleus. The record is from RefSeq and is a predicted model, not a curated record. NCBI's taxonomy places the organism in Eukaryota, Viridiplantae, Streptophyta, Magnoliopsida, Malpighiales, Euphorbiaceae.
UAAAAUAAAAUCAAAUCUCUCCUUUUAUUUAUUUAUUUUAUCAUUUAUUUAUUUUUUCCAUUUUCAAACAUAAAAUCGAAAUCACCAAAAACAGAGAAAAAUUUGCAGCCAUUAGAUCAUGUCUCAUUGCGUUAAUCUCCGCCAUCGACGCCGAGACCACCAUAGCCGGAGAUUUUAUCCAGUGCAUGCAUAGGCAUUUUGUCAGAUUUGCAGUAGAGGCACAGCCAAACCGAUGGGCCGCUCGAUGAUCAAUUUUGUUGAUGGUAAAGAAACUGGGUUUUGACAGGGAAAAAAGAUCCAUUUCUUAGUAUGUCUGAAUUGGUGGCCCGCACAGGUCGACAUCAGCAGCGGUACGAUGACGGUUGUCGCCUUGUCGCCGGGCUUUAUUGGGAGUAAUGGAUUCUCUUUUCUCCUACUGUAACUGGCCAAUUUUGAUUAUAUUUUCUUCUCAUGGGUAUUUGGUGGGACCUCUCUCUCUCUCUGUCUCUCUUGGGAGUAUUCAAUUUGAAAGAGAAUAGUUGGUGAGGUGAUCCAUUAAAUGGUUGUAGGAUGGAGUCUAUUGGAGGGAAUUUACAAAUGUUGGUCGUCAAAGGAGCUGUUGAGCAUAUUCUUCUAGAAAGGAUUUGAUAUUGACAGUGUGUAGAGUGUACAAAUUUCUGUAUACAUGAAUUACAAGGAAACAAUAUGUCAUCUUUUUUAUUUUAAAAUUAUUGAACCUAGAGAUGCUAAUUUUUUAGUCUCCCCCCACUUCUCUCUUAUUUGAUUCUCUUCUAUUUUCUAUUGACUUUUAACUGCCCAAUACAAUACACAUAUUGGUUGUUUAUUUCUUAAUGGUAAGAGAUCUGCAUGUUGAGGAUUCCUUUUCUUUUGUAUGGCUUUUUUUUAAAUGGUUAUAUACAGCGGAUGGCCCUCUCUUCGUGGCAUGGACAUGAGGAUGGGAUAUUUUACUUUCGCUGUGCCAAUUUCUUUGUGCAUUCUCCAGAAAUUUUAACGUGUUUAAGUUUUUGUUGCCUUCCUAUUGGACUUCCUUUGUGUGCCUUUUGGAUAGUAAUAUCUUUUGUCUUUCUGUGAAUUCAUAUUGUGUUAGCUGAAUGGGUGGCAGUUAGGAUUGUUUAUGCCAAAACAUUUUGUAUCAUCUAUGAGAAUGUCACUGAUGGAUUUUGCAAAAACAUACAAUUUUUUUUUUGUCUCUAAUCACUAACUCUGCAGUUUAUAUGGACAGGUGUAUUCCUUUUAGGUAUAGAAAUUACAAUGAAAAUGAUGAUACUGUUGCUGAGAAGAUAGUUGAGGUUCUUAUGAUCAACUCAACUAGUGGACCAGGUCUCUUGUUUCCGAAGGGAGGGUGGGAGAAUGAUGAAACUGUUGAGGAGGCUGCAGCGAGGGAAGCCAUUGAAGAAGCUGGAGUUCGAGGUGACCUAAUGGAUUUCAUAGGCAAUUAUCACUUCAAGAGUAAGACUCUGCAAGAUGAAUGUUGCCCAGAAGGUUUAUGUAAAGCUUCGAUGUUUGCUUUGUUUGUGAAGGAGGAGCUUCAAUCAUGGCCUGAACAGAGCACCAGAACAAGAAGUUGGUUGACUAUAUCCCAAGCGGUUGAGAAUUGCCGACAUAAAUGGAUGGAAGAGGCUCUUAAGCAAUUCUCUAUCUGGCUCGAAGAUCAGAUGUAAUCAAGAUCGACUUUUUGUGUGCAUAAAGAGAAACUUCACGCUCACAGAUUCUUGAUAGAUGCUACUGCAUUUUUCAUCAUCUCUUGAGAGUGUCAGAAUUGUACCAAAAUCUUAGACUGCCAAGCUCUUUUUUUAAAAAAAAGAAAAAAGAAAAGAAAAAUUAUAUGUUUCAGCCAAUUUCAUAUUC